GUCCUGGCCUGGUUUGAGGAGGGCGAGGAAACCAUCACCGCCUUCGUAGAGCCCUUCGUCAUCCUCCUCAUCCUCAUCGCUAAUGCCGUGGUGGGCGUCUGGCAGGUAAAAGGGUGGCUACAGGGCUGGGGACAUCGGGACUGGGCUUGGGGACGGGGGUGCGUGCCCGGGGGCGCCUGCCCACCCGCGCCCGUCCCCCUGCUCCCAGGCGAGUCCGUCUCCGUGAUCAAGCACACUGAUCCGGUCCCCGACCCCCGGGCCGUCAACCAGGACAAGAAAAACAUGCUCUUCUCUGGCACGAACAUCGGGGCGGGGAAGGCCGUGGGCAUCGUGGUGGCCACGGGGGUGAACACCGAGAUCGGGAAGAUCCGGGACGAGAUGGCAGCGACGGAGCAGGACAAGACGCCACUGCAGCAGAAGCUGGAUGAGUUUGGCGAGCAGCUCUCCAAGGUGAUUUCUCUCAUCUGCGUGGCCGUCUGGCUCAUCAACAUCGGCCACUUCAACGACCCCGUCCACGGCGGCUCCUGGAUCCGCGGCGCCAUUUACUACUUCAAGAUUGCCGUUGCCCUGGCUGUUGCUGCCAUCCCUGAAGGUCUGCGGGGCUCCUACUCGCUACAGGCCCCCCGCCACCCUUUCCACCCCCGGCUCAUGUUCAUCGUGGACAAGGUGGAGGGCGACGUCUGCUCCCUCAACGAGUUCUCCAUCACCGGCUCCACCUACGCCCCUGAGGGAGACGUGAUGAAGAACGAGAAGCACGUGAAGGCCGGGCAGUUCGACGGGCUGGUGGAGCUGGCCACCAUCUGCGCCCUCUGCAACGACUCCUCCCUCGACUACAACGAGUCCAAAGGCAUCUACGAGAAGGUGGGGGAGGCAACGGAGACGGCCCUGACCUGCCUCGUGGAGAAGAUGAACGUCUUCAACACUGAUGUGCGGAGCCUCUCCAAGGUGGAGCGGGCCAACGCCUGCAACUCCGUCAUCAAGCAGCUGAUGAAGAAGGAGUUCACGCUGGAGUUCUCCCGCGACCGCAAGUCCAUGUCCGUCUACUGCUCCCCGGCCAAGGCCUCGCGGGCCCCGCGGGGCCCGCGGCCCCCCGCCGUCAAGGAGAAGAUCCUUGCCGUCAUCAAGGAGUGGGGCACUGGCCGGGACACGCUGCGCUGCCUGGCCCUGGCCACCCGUGACACCCCCCCCAAGAAGGAGGACAUGAUGCUCGAGGACUCCACCAAGUUCUCCGAGUAUGAGACGGACCUGACCUUCGUGGGCUGCGUGGGCAUGCUGGACCCGCCGCGGAAGGAGGUGAUGGGCUCAAUCCAGCUGUGCCGGGGCAUCGGGGUGAUCAUGAUCACAGGGGACAACAAGGGCACGGCCAUCGCCAUCUGCCGCCGCAUCGGCAUCUUCAGUGAGGAGGAGGAGGUGACGGGGCGGGCCUACACGGGCCGCGAGUUCGACGACCUGCCGCCCGCUGAGCAGCGGGAGGCCUGUCACCGUGCCUGCUGCUUCGCCCGCGUGGAGCCCACCCACAAGUCCAAGAUCGUUGAGUUCCUGCAGUCCUUUGACGAGAUCACAGCCAUGACGGGCGACGGAGUGAAUGACGCGCCGGCGCUGAAGAAGGCGGAGAUCGGCAUCGCCAUGGGCUCGGGGACGGCCGUGGCCAAGACGGCCUCUGAGAUGGUGCUGGCGGACGACAACUUCUCCACCCACUUCAUGCAGUGCACAGAGCACAAUGCGGAGUUUGAGGGCCUCGACUGCGAAAUCUUUGAGUCGCCGGUGCCCAUGACCAUGGCGCUCUCCGUGCUGGUCACCAUUGAGAUGUGCAACGCCCUCAACAGCCUCUCCGAGAACCAGUCCCUCAUCCGCAUGCCGCCCUGGGUCAACAUCUGGCUCGUCGGCUCCAUCUGCCUCUCCAUGUCCCUCCAUUUCGUCAUCCUCUACAUCGACCCACUGCCUAUGAUCUUCAAGCUGACGCCUCUGGACGCGAUGCACUGGUUCAUGGUGCUGAAGAUCUCCUUCCCCGUCAUCUUGCUGGACGAGGCACUCAAGUUCGUCGCCAGGAAUUACCUGGAGGCAUAAACUCAUGUCCCCUCCAUCGUCCUUGGGCCUGGCCACAGGUACUCACCUGUCACCCUGUUGGCUGUGUCCCUGUCACCCUGCUUGUCCCCGUCACCCUGUUGGCUGUGUCCCCAUCACCCUGGUGUCCCUG
Struthio camelus australis is the source of this 2197-nucleotide messenger RNA. Lineage: Eukaryota; Metazoa; Chordata; Aves; Struthioniformes; Struthionidae. The record is from RefSeq and is a predicted model, not a curated record.